Molecule: messenger RNA, 1014 nt
Organism: Brassica oleracea var. oleracea
Lineage: Eukaryota; Viridiplantae; Streptophyta; Magnoliopsida; Brassicales; Brassicaceae
Product: RING-H2 finger protein ATL5-like
Exons: 1
Coding region: 117-908 (263 amino acids)
Biological process (GO): protein ubiquitination
Source: RefSeq, a predicted model, not a curated record
CUUGGAAACUUCCCACUCUCUUCUUCUUAUUCGUUUCAUCCACUCACUUCAUCCUCUCUCUCUCUCUCCCACCCUAAAUCUUCUGUAUUUGUUUACUUGUUUCUCUCACUAGAACAAUGGGAAUCUUCGAUGACAGUAGUAGCAAGACACUAUGCGGAAGCAUGACCCUUGGUUCUUCACGUUACGCUCUUAACGGCAAAAUCAUGCGCGCUUCCGUUAUCAUCCUCUUCGUCGCCGUCAUCCUCAUCCUCUGUUUCCACAGCUACGCCAGAUGGCUAUUCCGACGUCAAAACCGCCGUAUUCGCCGCCGUAUCAGUGCUCAUCUCCGAUCUUUAUCCGCCGCUCGAGACCCCACUCAAUCAUCCUCCCACUCUCCUCUCGAUCCGGCCGUGCUCGAGAAGAUCCCGAUCUUCGUCUACUCCGUUAAAACCCACAAAUCUCCGCCGGAGGAGUGCUCCGUUUGCUUGUCGGAGUUCGAAGAAGAAGACGAAGGACGUGUCCUUCCCAAAUGCGGCCACGUGUUCCACGUUGACUGUAUUGACACGUGGUUCCGGUCGAGAUCUAGCUGUCCGCUUUGUAGAGCUCCGGUUCAACCCGAGCAGUCGGUUACCGAAUCCGGUUCGAUGAAUUCAGAACCGGUUGCUCCCGUUUUUCCAUCGGUUAAACCGAUUGAGGAUACGGAAGCCGGAAGCUCGUCUUCAUCGGACGAAUCCGAUUCAUCGACGCCGUCUUCGUCGUCUGGUUCGCCGUUGAGGUUCCCGAUGGAAGCUUGCGAGAGGGAACCGAUUGACUUAGUCGGUAUACUUGUUGAGAUUCCCAGGGAAGUUGACGCUUCUAACUCCGGUUUACCCGGGCACAACGGAUCUAGUAAUCGGGUCUCGAUGAAGAGGCUAUGGAGUAUUUUAUAACUUCCCUGACUCAAAAAUGUUUGAUACUGAAGAAUCCGACCCGGUAAUCGGGGUAACCGGGUGGGCAAGAGCUCGAGUCUUAGUUAUCGGAUAAACCGAACCGGUA